Peronospora matthiolae is the source of this 2004-nucleotide messenger RNA. The record is from the annotation of a GenBank genome assembly. Lineage: Eukaryota; Oomycota; Peronosporomycetes; Peronosporales; Peronosporaceae.
AUGGCCAUCAGAGCGUCGGCGGCGUUUGCCACGCGGUCCGAGCGCGCGCUGGUGCUGAGCGUCGUACGCGAAGACUUUGGCGACCUGGCGGGACGAGUGGCGGAGACGCUGCUGCGCGCCGAGGGACUGCGGCUCUCUGAGGUCGCUGCCAAACUGCAGCGUCCGACGACGUCCCACGCGCCGCCGUCUUCAGUGCACCACAUCACAGGUGCUCUACUCAAGUUGCUGCAGCACAAUUUACUGGACGUGACACCCGUGGCUGGUCGAAGCGAUGGCGUCCAGAUUGUGACGUACAAGGUGAACGUGCAGGAAGCUCUGUACCGUCUGCGGUUCCCCAAGUUUAUCCAGCAAGCGAACGAAUCGUUUGGAGUAGCUGGUCAAGUGAUCAUGGAGGAAGUUCUGCUGCAAGGCCGUGUGCGCAUGGACCAGUCGCUCGAGACGAUGGCGUACAACUUGGCGGAUCAGCGACGUCUCGAUCGGAAAAAAGGACAUGCGCAGGAGGGCGGGGACCAGUCUUGUCGAAUGAUAGAGAGUGAAGCAGAAGAAGAGGAAGAAGUGAGUGAACACGAGCUAGACGAGUGCCGAGACCAGGUGCGAGAGGUGUUUGUCGAGAUGGCUAAGAAGCGCUACAUUUCGAGAGUGCACCCGCUGGAAGUGAAGGUGGUGGAUCCGAAAGAGGCCCCGGACUUUCCGGCGAGUAUAACGCGUGGACAGGAGAAGAGCAGAGCGACCAAUGCAAACAUUGAUGGAACCACUGCUACGACUGAUGCCGACAAGAAACGAGGUACUGCUGUGGAUGAGGACGGUUUGACCGUGCGAAAAAAGAAGCGAAAGGUUCCGUCACAACAGUCUGGAAAUGCCAUCCCGGUAGAGCUGCAAAUGAUGCUGGACGCCGACGAGGCAGCUCGAAACGAAAAAGACGACUUGGAAGCUGAGUGGGAGCCGAGUCCUGCGUCGACUGGUCGUGCGUCCAAGCGCAAGAAAAGCGCAAAGCGCGCGAAGUUACCUACGCGGGGUUCAUUGUCGAAGAAUGCGACUGCCGGGGGUGAGACAAGCGGUGAAGACGUGUCCGAAGGAUCUGGAGCCCACACAGACGAGCAGUCGUUGGUAUGGCGUUUCGGAGUCACGCAGUUGCUGCGUGACUUGCGCCACAAGGCAUGCAUUAGGUUUGCUACAGAGAAUGUGAACGCUGUAGCUGGCGCUGUCGUUGCCGCCAUGCUUCAGCACUCGUCCCCACACGAACGUGAGAAGGACGAGCCGACUUCAUUUCCGGUGUCGGCACGCGAACUAUUUGAAAAGGAGAGUGUAAAGAAAGCGCUUCCUGCUGAGGCUAACAACCCGUGGCGACUGCUACUGAACUACAUGAUGGUCAUGUGCCGGGACAAGUCGGGCAUGGUGAUGAAGGUGGCGCAUGAGGUAUUUGACUCGACUCAGGCUCGUGCCGGUGAUGGCGGUCGAUAUGUAGUACACAUGCAAAAGAUCGUAGAGUUCUUACAACACGCCACGACUCACGCGUACAUCCAGGAAAAGUACGGCGUUGCCAGCGCCCGCAUCGUGCGCUUGCUUUUGGAGAAGCGUCAAUUGGAACAAAAGACCAUCGGUGAGCUGGCGCUGCUGCCGUCUAAUGAUGUGCGGCACCGCUUGUAUGAGCUGUAUACCGACAAGCUGCUGAUACUGCAGGAAAUUUCGAAGCGUGCAGACCACAACCCAGCCUUUACGUUUUAUUGCUGGUCCGUGGAUGUGCCGAAGAUGCAGGCGCGUAUUGCGGAUCGCGUGCAGGAUUCGUUGUGUCGUCUCCGUCGUCGACGUAAGUUUGAAGCGGAAGAGAACAAAGAGCUUAUUGCGCGGUCGGAACAGCUGGUUGAAGCCAACGAUCUGGACAAGUUUGACAGGCUCAGCCGUUCAUUAGACCGCCUUGAUCGGGCCGUGAUUCACUUGGAUGGUAUGCUCAUGCUGUACCGCGACUUUAAGUGUACCUGGAAUGAGAUGCGCGUACCAAGGUGA